This is a messenger RNA of Labeo rohita (rohu), 6802 nucleotides long. It is a transcript of the gene itpkb, whose product is annotated as inositol-trisphosphate 3-kinase B. The coding region runs from base 466 to 2415 and encodes 649 amino acids. NCBI's taxonomy places the organism in Eukaryota, Metazoa, Chordata, Actinopteri, Cypriniformes, Cyprinidae. The record is from RefSeq and is a predicted model, not a curated record. Gene Ontology annotation, molecular function: inositol-1,4,5-trisphosphate 3-kinase activity; inositol tetrakisphosphate kinase activity. The transcript is spliced from 8 exons. Gene Ontology annotation, cellular component: nucleus; cytoplasm. Gene Ontology annotation, biological process: inositol phosphate biosynthetic process.
GAGGCUCUGCCUGUUCCGUUGAAUUCAGACUCACUGUCAUUUUAACUUCCUUCCUGCCUUUUGUACAUUAAACAAACAUACGGCUCUGGCGCGAGGUGUCGAGCAGCUCGUGUGAUACACUGUAACACAGUUACAUUGAUUUAAAUUGUCGAAAGAACUUCUGGAAUGUAACAGCAGCGGAGCAACUCAAGUUAUUAUUCUACUACGUGUCCCGAAUUCGCGAAUCCGCGCUUCAGCGACAGUUUAAACAACGGCGUCUGCAACAAGGAGACUUGUAGCACUCUGCUAAUGGAUGAAUCAGUAGUGGAUAUAAUAUGUGAAUGAGGAAAGUAGUCUGGGAUUGUAUUUUAUUCCACGUGUCAGCUUUCCUUGGUUCCUCCUAACAAUGGUUGGCUCCAAAGCCCAGUGGACUUUGGAUGAGUAGACCUAAAUGGGAGCAAAAGCGGACAGAGUCAGCCUGCCACUAUGGCAGCUUAUGCUCUAAACAGCCUAAUAAUGAUGAACCCCAACAACCUGACCAAUAAGAGCAGCCCUCGGACAGGAAGGCCUGUGCUCCCAGUGCCCAGUCGCUCUACAUAUAGCCCGGUGCUGGGGGGAAGCGGAGGUCCCUAUAGCCCGGGCAGCCUGAGCCCUGGGUCAGCAGGAAAAUCCUUCGUCUUCCCAACAGUUAGUCCCCAAAGGGCACUUUCACCAUGUCGACGGCCGGAAUCACUGGGCGUGCAUGUGGGAAGCCGCGUGCGAAGACUGAGUGGGUCCGGCCUAGAGGAAGAACAGGAGAAUGAAGAACGGCGUGUCGCUCAGCAACUUGAGCGCCACAAGGAAUUGCAGAACGUGGAGGUGAACAAGAAAGUGGACCUGUUUGAGGCCCAAAUAUCGGCUCGGGCUCACAGCCGAGAGACUCCAAGGAGCCCGCGGAUUUCCAGGAAGAUGGCUCCGAACUUUAUCCCUGUCCAGAAUCUUUCAAACCCAGAGGAAACACUUGUGACACAGAUCAAGGAUCACUCAACGGGGAUCCCCAAAGAACUGCAAAAUGGAAAGCGCUUCUCCGGCAUGGAGGAGGGGCUGCAGGUCAGCGGUGAGGAGAAGAACGGGGCUGACCCAAAUACAGAAGAGGGCGGCCCGCUUGGAACUAAGAGCGAAGCUGACAGCCCUACCGACAAUCACUCCAGGACUUCAUUAGAGGCCAACAAGUGCUCAGCAUCUUGGACUGAGACAUGUUUGACAAAGGCGGGAGCUGAGCCAAAAGGAACCCAGGCAGAGGCCGACGGGGUCAGUCCAGAAUUGGGCUCCAUCCCCGCUGUCAUUAUUACGGACCACGGCAUGGAGGUCAGUGGGGAGGGCAAGGAGCCCCAGGUUAGUCCUCAACCGUACAGAGCCUUGAGGAAGCUCUCCUCUUCUUCUGCAUCAUCAACGGGAUUCUCCUCUUCCUGGGAGGAAUCGGAGGACGAUAUUUCUAGCGACACAGAGCGGUCCCCAGCCUUCCUGCAGACACAACAAAAAGCGCAUAAACAAUGGAAGAAGAUCAAGAACAUGGUGCAAUGGUCACCAUUUGUGAUGUCCUUCAAGAAGAAGUACCCUUGGAUCCAGCUGGCUGGUCAUGCAGGCAAUUUCAAGGCAGGAGCCAAUGGUCGUAUCCUAAAGAAACACUGUGAGUGUGAGCAGCAAUGUCUUGAUAGGCUAAUGAGAGACGUGCUAAAGCCCUACGUUCCUGCUUACCACGGAGAUGUAGAGAAGGAUGGAGAGAGGUACAAUCAGAUGGAGGACUUGCUGGCAGACUUUGACCUACCAUGUGUCAUGGACUGCAAGAUGGGCGUGAGGACGUAUCUGGAAGAGGAGCUGACGAAAGCCAGGAAGAAGCCUAGUUUGAGAGCCGACAUGUACCAAAAGAUGAUCGAGGUGGACCCCGAUGCACCCACGGCACAGGAGCACGAACAGAAAGCAGUCACUAAGCCACGCUACAUGCAAUGGAGGGAAACCAUCAGCUCCACCGCCACGCUAGGCUUCAGGAUCGAGGGUAUCAAGAAAGAGGACGGAACAGUAAACAGGGAUUUUAAAAAGACUAAGACCCGAGAACAAGUGACUGAUGCCUUCCAAGACUUUGUGAAAGGAAACACAAACAUCCUGCAUUCCUAUCUGAACCGACUAAAAGAGAUCAGGGACAUUUUGGAAAUUUCACCUUUUUUCAAAACACACGAGGUGAUUGGCAGUUCUCUACUAUUCGUCCAUGACAAACGGGAGCAGGCAAAAGUGUGGAUGAUAGACUUUGGGAAGACGACUCCAUUGCCGGAGGGGCAGGAGCUGAGCCACAGGGCCACCUGGGUGGAGGGUAACAGAGAAGACGGCUACCUCUACGGCCUAGACCACCUCAUAGACAUUAUUUCCAAUAUGCUAACUCCUAAACCUCCACUAGAGUAAGAGGAUUCCAUCUUCUCUCCCGCCUGCACUACAGUUCACGACCUCGCUGGCUUCCCCUAAAGAUGUCCUAACCGAUCGGCCGUCAAAAAAGAAAACUGUAAAACUUAAAACAAAAACGCCAGCCGCAAUGGCCUUUAAAACGAGUGUGUAUGUUUGUAAACUUGUAGAUGCUGUAUAUAUAGUGUAAAUGCCAGUGUUUUAGAUCAUGUGUGAAUAGGUUUUUUGCAGCUAUAGCGCUUUAACAAACAGGUGAAUCUUAAAGCCACACUCCCUUAAUGUGCAUUCCUUUUAACAUGCUAGUGUUACGGAAAAAAAGUGUAAAUCACUUACAGCUAUGUUUUGCUCGAUGUGAUCGUUUUAAUAUUUUGUUUUUAGAUGCUGCAGAUUUUGUUUUAUUUUACGCCUAAACCAUUCAAACAAAAAACUAAAAUUUAAAACCUACAACAAUCAAAUCGACCACUAGAUGUUUGAGACAUUUAUAUUUGCAGGAUUCUAACAAUAUUUGUUGGUUUUAUAGUUUUUUACCCUGUUAAGACAAUGUAAGUAGUGUUAAAAUACAUCAUUUAUACUGAGUGUCUAUAGUAGAACAAAUGAUCCCAUGUGGUGGAUGGUCUUAUGUUUAUAUUUAUAUAUUUAAAUUGUUUAUAUUGGCAUUCCAUAAAUUCAAACGCCAUUUUUGUGCCUAAGCAGGGCUGGGUAUCACAGAUUUUCUAACUAAUUAUGAUGCAGAAGUUUUCGAUUCCGUUCAGACUAUAAUUUGAUUCAUUCCGAUUCCGAUUCAUUUGAAUAUACUCUAAUUUCGGUUAUCUCUCUCUGCUAAUGCUGUAAAAUAUUCAAGGGAAUGUUUUAGACUAAUUUAAACUAGUAGCUCAUCUUUUGAAGAAGAAGUAGUUUGUUUCAGGAAUCUCUCUACACUAGGUGCACCACAUGUUUUUGAUUUACUAAAAAGAAUUGACUCAGUGUCAUUCAAGCUAGAAGUUUGCGAGGUUGUUUUUUGAGUUCUACUCCCACAAAAUUCUGCCUGCUAAAAAUAAGACCUGGCCCUACCAGUUGCAUGUGUUUUUGCUAAGAUUCACUAAUAAGAUUAAAGGUCUUUGCAGUCUGAAACUCUCGACCGAAAUGUUUGCACGUUAAAAAAAAAAUACGAUCUCACGUUGUGUCAAUCACAUUUACACACAUAUGAAUAAGAUUCUGAUUUACGGCUCAUAAGAUCCAUUUCUUUGCGAAUCGCACUAUGCUGUGUGACAUUGUUGCAUGCAGCCAGACGAGAACAACUCAAUAGAAAGACAAAUUUUGUGGUUCACGGUCAAUUGUAUUACAUCAUAUUCAAAACAGACUUUAAAUGCUCUGUAGUUUGAUGCUUUUAUUCUGCAGUUUUACGGAUGCUUUAAAGGGAUAGUUCACCCAAAAAUGAAAAUUCUGUCAUUAAUUACUCUCCCUCAGGACGUUUCAAAACUGUAAGAUCUUCAGUAAUCUUCAGGACACAAAUUAAGAUAUUGUUGAUGAAAUCCCAGAGCCUUCUGACCCUAAGAUUCACUAAAAAGAUUAUGAUUCAUGGAGAACAUUCUGAUUGAUUUCUUUGCAAAUCGCACUACACUGUGUAACAUUGCUACAUGCAUCUCAACUCUAUCUACAACUCGAUAGAAAGACAUUUCUUGCCAUCAUUUUGUGGUGCAUGGUCAAUUGUAUUGCAUCAUAUUCAAAACAGACUGCAAACUCACUUUCUGUGAUGCAUUGAUAACUGAUAUUAAAUAGAUUAUUACUUUUACGAUAUUACUAAGAUUCAGCAGCAGGGAGUAAAACUGGAGUAAAGGCCUGUACACGCCAAGAACGAUAACUAUAACUAUAUAGAACUAUAACUAACUUUUAAGCAUGUUCUGUUUUGAUGCAGUUUUACUAGUGCUUUAAAGGGAUAGUUCAUCCAAAAAUGAAAAUUUUGUCAUUAAUUACUCAAUCUGAGAGCUUUCUGAUCCUGUAUAGACAGCAACGCAACUGACACGUUCAAGGCCCAAAAAGGUAGUAAGGACAUGGUUGAAAUAGUCCAUGUGCCAUCAACAGUUCAACCUUAAUUUUAUGAAGCUAUGAGAGUACUUUUUGUGCGCAGAGGAAACAAAAAUAAUGACUUUCAUUUAAGAAUUUCUUCUCUUCCGUGUCAGUAAGCUCGGACUUUAUCAAAAAUAUCUUAAUUUGCAAGUAACUAAUGACAGAAUUUACAUUUGUGGGAGAACUAUCCCUUUAAAUGCUCAAGCUCAGGAUGAAUUCUGAUUGGCUCUUAAUUGUUUUAUCGUUCAGCUGGCUGAAAAAGUAGUUUUGAAAGUGAUUCCAAUGAUAUUUUUCCGCUGUGUCAUUAUCAUUAUAGUUUUUCUGUAGACUCAGAUUUUGAAGACUGUAUCUUUAUCGUUAUUCUUAUAGUCCUUGGUGUGACUUUAGUAAUUUCAGCAGAAAACAGUGCUGUCUUGUAGGACGGGAAGUGUGGUGCACUUUUAAUAACUGAAAUUGUAACUGUUCAAAUGAAGAUCCGUAUUAACGGGAAAAUCUGUAUUUAUACCCAGCUCUAUGCCCAAGUGCCUAAACUAGUGCCAAGGCUUUUCUCAGUAAGUGGCUCUCAUUCAAGACAACUAUAUAUCUGUGACUUGUGGUAUGUUUUUAAGUUCCCUGUCAACACAAAACACAGUCUCGACUAAUUUUUGUCUUUUGUGCAAGAGCAGCAGUGCCAGCUAACCUUGGAGUCACUAUGGUGACCUAUGGUGAACUUCUGUAUGAGGCAAAAUAACUUUUUUUUUUAAACACAGACAGACUGUCACCUCAACCUGCCCAUCUGUUGACCAAAAAUUUCAACCAUUCCACGCAAGUACAAACAUUGCGAAUAGUCACGAGAGCCUUAAGUAAUGUCGUUCUUCCUUUGAAAAGUGCCUGAAGGCGCCGCUCGACGCAGUGCCUCCGAAUGCUGACUCGUCACUCUAUAGAGCGCAUCAUGUUUGAGUGAGGUGAUUGUUGUUUGCAUGACUAUUUGCCAUGCAAAUGCUCCAUCCCUGCAUACCCCCAAACAAUGAGAUAAUGCUCCAAGCAAAAUAUCGCUGGAGAUAAAAACUAAUUUGUUGGUCAGUAUGGAAACCAUGUGCUGACACCAGCAUAAACGCAAUCAGUGAUUAAUCGUUGUUGAUUUAGCCCAGGGCGAGGAACACCUAGGGUAGACCUACACGUCGGGACGUCAACGCGACGCACUCCAGUCACUCAGUCAAGGCAGAGGGGUUAUCGAGAGGCCUCCAACCAAAUGUCAACACGUGUUUUAACCAUCAUUUAUUUAUGACGAGAUUUUGAAGUUGUUAAAUGACCUUUAUGAACACAAAAGGAACAGAGAGGACAAAAGGUUAAUGGGUGGUGUGGAAACAUUUUUCAAAUCCCUGUCCCACAACCACAGUUCCCUAAACAUGCUUAAAAAAGGGUAGGAAAAAUGAAAUGGGUCAAUCAGAGCUGCUGUAUGUGAUUUUUCUAAUAGGCUUAACACACAAAAACUGACUACGGGAGAAAUAAUACUUCUUCUCUGGUUGUGUAAUCAGCCACAAAAUUGCUGUUAGUUAGCCAAGAGAGAGAAAAAUAUCUAAUUAUUAAAAAAAUAAGAGCCCUAAAAAUGAGACACACAUAAAACAUACAUAAUAAUACAAAGAAACACUUGCGAAGAGAAAUAACACUUUUCUCGUCUGGCAGUGUAAACAGCCAAAAAAUUGCUGUUUGUUAGCCAAGAGAGAGAAAUAAUAUCUCUAAUAUUUUUUUUUAACACUUUAGAGAAACAUACUUCUUGCCGUAAUAUUAGUGUAGUAACGACUUCUACCACAAGAUGCGUCACAAACCUGAAAAAUAUUUCAAAAAUAUUUUUGCUUUUAGAGGCAUCAGUAAAAUUGCUUACAGCAGCUUUAAUCAAGUCUAAGAGGUUUUGGGUUCAUUCACUCUGCUGAAAUGUCUUUUUUCAAAUCUAAAUCUUAAAACCAGAUGUACUUUCUCCCUACGCAAGCUUAAAAAUGGAAGUAGGGCUUCCCCUGCUGUUUAUGGUGCUGUAUUACAGAGAACAAACAAAACUGACCAAGUCCUUCUUCUUGCCCUUGAUGUUUUACAUUAAAUGCCAUAUUUGUGAGGUCAAAAACUGUGGGGAUUUCUAGUGGUGUCAUACGCAUACUUAUAUUUAUAUUUUGUUACUUUUUGCACAAGAACACUAAAUGUAGCUGCAUUGUUUAUUUUCUCCUCUUGUUUGUUUGGCUUUACAUCCCGUAUCUUGGUGACAUAGCGGUUCACUGUAAUGUAAGCUAAGCUCACUGCUGUGUAAAAAAUGUGCAAACGUCUUCAGAGUGUGCUCUGUCUCUUUAAGAAAAUAAAUCUCUGAAACCAGUGA